UUGUCUUUCAUUUCCUCCCAUUACAAUAAAUCUUUUCAUUUAUUUUAGACAAAAUUGCAAAAAUGGUCCCUGUGGUUUGCAUUUUUUCAGGAAAAAAGUCCAAACCACGAGUUUUUUGGUUUUGUGGUCCUUUUGGACUGGUUUGUUUGUGAGAAUGGUCCCUAUACUUAACACCAGUUAAAUUCCAUCCGUUAACCCCCUCAUGUGCCUUGCACGUGAGGGUAUUUCUGUCCUUUUACUUAUAGGGACCAACACUUCCUUCUACCUUUUAUCCCUCAUUUACAAUCCCAAACACCCGUCAACUCCCCACCUCCCUCCUUCUUCCUUCUGCUCCAUUAAACCUGCAAAAAAAAAGUCGUUAUCGAAAGAACCUAAUCGAAGCAAAAGGAGACAAGGUCAUACUUUAAAGUCGAAAUGGUGUACGUAAUGUGGCAGAUCAGACCAAAAAAUGAAGUUGUCGACGUAUCAUCCUUAUAUGCGGGUGCACCCACAUGGUUUAGUAUUAAGCUUCAUCAUGGUGGGAAGUUUACUAAGUUACCUGACAUAAAGUAUACUGGAGGUGAAGUGCGUUAUGUUGAUUAUGUGGACAUAGAUGAGUUUUCUGUACAUGAACUUGAUGCCAUAAUGCUUGACCUAGGUUACCCAGACCCACGGAUGAUUGAAUUGAGUGUUGAAUCCCCAGUGAUAUACUACCAUUUCAGGAUACCCAAUGGUGACUUUCAAUUUGGUCUUAGAGCUUUAGGGAAUGAUCAGGAUGUUAUCAAUCUUUCUAAAUUUAUUCAAAAUAACAAGUUGAUUGAAGUGUACACAGAACAUGGGAAGACAAAUCUACUCACAUACUUCAUGUCUCCAAAUGCAAAGGGUAAAGUUGUCAUUGAGGAAUUACCAGAAAAUGAUGAUCAAGGGGCUAAAUAUGAGGCUGAAGUUCAUGUAGAAUCUCCAUUGAGAAAUAUGAACCAUGUCAAUGAUGAACCAAUUGGUGAGUACAUGUCUUUGAUUCUUUUUGGGAGUAAAACUGAUGCAUUCUCUCCAGAGUAUAGAAGGGGUAGAGUUGGGAAUUCAAAAAGAGAGGAAGGUUCUUGUAGCAAGAGGCUUAAUUUAGAGGAUAUUGAUGAUUUAAAAGAGAAGGAAAACACUAAUGAGGGUGUUAAGGAGGUUCAUGAGGCUGCAACUGUUGUUGAAGGAUGCUACAAUCCAUUUACUUCAAAUAUUGCUAAUGUAGGGGAUGAGAUGAUUGGGGUUCAUGAUAAUGACCAUAUUGAUGGAUGCUACAACACCCCACCCAUUAAUGAUGAUGAACAAUAUAAUGAACUUUUUGACAACCUUAUGGAAAAUUUAAAUGGAAGUGAUGAGUAUGUUGAAGAGUAUGAAGGGGAUGUUGAAUCUGAAGAGAGUGAUGAAGAGUAUGAAAAGGAUGAAGGUGAUGAUCAUGAUGGGAAACAAUCAGAAAAUGAAGAUAAAGUGGAUGACAUAAUGGAUGAGGAGAACAAUAUAGAAGAUGUUGAUGUGGACAUGGCAGACUUCUUUUAA
Messenger RNA from Lactuca saligna, 1530 nucleotides. The record is from the annotation of a GenBank genome assembly. Lineage: Eukaryota; Viridiplantae; Streptophyta; Magnoliopsida; Asterales; Asteraceae.